CGGGACUUUUUCCGAGCAUCAGCGUUAACAGGGACCUCUUUGUUAGAAACCUGGGACUAGCGGAGGGCUGUCUGCAUUCCAGUCGGAGGAAUCUUCCCAGUUUUCUUCUCUCUCAACGGGUUGGUCGUGCCGCUGGUAUUGGCCGCCGACGGGUUUUCUCCUCCCCUCUCUCCUUCGCUGCUGAGAUCUCGCCGCGGUUUGUUUUCUUGUUGCCCUUUUGAGAUGGAGGCGAACAGCUGGAGGCUCGCGCAGGGGGAGGCUUCCGCCGACGACAGCGCGUCCGUCGAUUGGCGGACCCAGCUGCAGCACGAAUCGCGGCAGAGGAUCGUCAAUAAGAUAAUGGACACUUUAAAGAGAUGCUUGCCUAUCGUGCCUGGGAGCUUAAAUGAACUUCAAAAAAUUGCUGUACGAUUUGAAGAGAAGAUAUAUACUGCAGCUACAAGCCAGACUGAUUAUCUGAGGAGAAUUUCUCUGAGAAUGCUUUCAAUGGAGACAAAGACUCAGCAUACUCCUCCAAUUAAUCCUUCAAUGCUGAACCCCGCAGUUCCAAACCAAAAUCCUACAGAGCCAGUGCCUCUCGGUAACGAAGGACAAUCGUUAAUGACUCCCAUGGUUAAUCUGCCUACAGCAAGGCAACAACUUCUACCCCAAAACUUUCAAAACAACACAUCAGCUGCUGUACAAAGUUCUGCCAACCUGCCAUCUACACUAUCAUCUAUCACAGGUCUCAGUCAGUCCAACAUAUCCAGUGUUUGUCAGACGUCCAACCUGCAGAACAUGCCUGGCAUAUCACAGAACUCUGCAAAUAGUUCUGUAGGGCAAGGUGCAACACCAGAUAUUUAUGCCAAUGCACAAAGGCAAAUGCAGGGAAGGCAACAACAGCAACAAAUAAAUUCCCAACAGCAGCAGCAAUCGCAGAAUCAGCUUAAUUACCAGCAUCAGCUUCAACAACAGUUACGAAAACAGAAGUUGCAGCAUUCUUCACUCAUGCAACCGCAUCUGCAACAGCAAUCUCUGCUGCAGCCAACACAGCUGCAAUCUUCUCAACAAUCUGUGAUGCAAAUGUCAUCAGGUCUUCAGUCAGGCCAGUCUAGUACUCGGCAGACACAGCCUACGACAAUGCAGUCUGCUGCACCACCUGGCCUUCAACAGAAUCAACUGAAUCCAGUGCAGCAAUCAGUACCACCUUUGCUUCAGCAACAUCCACAGUUAGUUUCCAGACAACAAGCACCGCCUUCUAGGCAUCAACAAACACCUUCACUUCAGCAACAGCCAACUCCAGUUCCUCAGCAGUCAAAUUUAUCAUUGCAGCAACAGCAGCAGCAGUUAAUGGGGAAGCAAACAAAUAUUUCAAAUAUGCAACAAUCUCAGCUGCUUGGACAACAAAAUAGUGUCCCAGACAUGCAACAGCAGCAGCAGCAGCAGCAUCAGAGACUGCCAGUUCAGCAGAAUAGCCUUUUGGGCAUGCAACAGCCUCAGCAGAUGUUAAAUCAGCAAAGUAUUUCUUUACAUCAGCAGCAGCAGUUAGGCCACGAAAGCAACAUAUCAGGGGUGCAGCAACAACAGCAACAACAACAGCAGCAGCAGCUACUUGGAUCCCUUCCUAAUGUUUCAAACAUGCAGGUACAUCAGCGCUCGAUGCAUAUUUUGCCACAACCAAAGACAGUUACACAGCCACAGCAGGAAAACCAGCAGACGUCCUUGGCGUUGCUGCAACCACAAGGUCAACAAUCCCAACAUCAAUCAACACAACAGCAAAUCAUUUCUCAGUUUCAAUCUCAGCCUGCACAGUUGCAACAACAAUUGGCAAUGCAACAACAACCAAAUUCCUUAGAAAGACCGAUGCAGCAAAGGCUUCAAGCUUCAGGUGGCUUACUUCAGUCUCAGAAUGCAAUCGAGAAGCAGAAGCAAUUUGUCCAGGCACAAAGAGUGCUUCCAGAGGUCUCCUCUAGUACAUCAGUGGAUUCAACAGCUCAAACAGGACAUGCCGGUGUGGCUGAUUUGCAGGAGGAGAUCUAUCAAAAGAUAAAAUCCAUGAGGGAGAUGUACUUUGCAGACCUCAAUGAGCUUUACCAAAAGAUUGCUUUGAAGUUGCAGCAGCAUGAUGCUCACAUACCGCCUGCAAAGCAGUCAGAACAGUAUGAAAAAAUGAAAAGCUUUAAGAUAAUGUUAGAGCGGACUUUAAUGAUUCUACAGAUCUCAAAGAAUAAUAUUCAACCUGGUUUGAAGGAAAAACUUCCUCUGUAUGAGAAACAGAUUGUUAGUUUUCUAGCUUCCAAUAAAAAGAAAAUUGUACCAUCACAACCACAGGGCCAGCAACAAUUCCAGCAUCCUGGUGGACUUGCUUACUCAUCCCAAGUUUCUCAACUGCAGCAGCAUGACAAUCACCCAAAUCAGGUGCAACACAUGAAUUUACAAGGUUCAGCAACUUCAAUGCAGCCAGCCGCUGUGACUGGCAUGCAACAUGUAUCCAUGCCUUUGCCAACCCACUCUGGUGUUCCAACAACCCAGCAGAAUAUCGCAAAUGCAUUACAGCCUGGUUCUAAUUCGGAUUCAGCUCAAGGCAGUUCAUUUAAUUCAUUGCAGCAGGGUGCUACAGGCUCAAUGCCACAAGGUGGUGGGGGAUCUGGGCCAAGUACCAUUAAUGCACCUCAACAGACCAAUGCCAAGGCUCUGUCAAACAGCUCUAUGAAUACAUUACAACCUAAUGCUAGCCUUAUGCAACCAAGUUCUAACACACUACAGCAGCAGCAUUUGAAGCAACAGCAGCAGGAACAACAACAGCAAUUGAUGCAAACUCAGCAAAUGAAGCAGCAAUUUCAACAGCGCCAUAUGCAGCAACAACUGCUUCAGCAACAGCAAAAGCAGCAAUUAAUGCAGUCGCAGUCAUCGCUUCAGCAACAGUUGCACAAACAACAAAAACAACAACCAGCACCGAUGCUGGCACACCAAAUUUCACAGCUUCACCAGACAAAUGAAGCCAACGAGUCAAAGGUAAGACCAGGGUUAGGCAUCAAACCUGGUCUUUAUCAACAACAUUAUUCUGCUGGCCAGCGCCAUGGAUAUUAUCAUCAACAACUGAAGCCAAGUGCUUCUGGUGCUUCUUUUCCAAUUUCUUCGCCGCAAAAUCUUCAAGUCUUAUCUCCUCAAAUUUCCCACCAUUCUUCUCCUCAAGCUGAUCAGCACAGUCUGUUACCUUCUCAAGUAAAAGCUGGAACCCCUCUGCAAUCAGCUAGCUCACCCUUUGUUCCAUCUCCUUCCACUCCCUUGGCCCCAUCUCCUCUACCAGCAGAUUCUGAGAAACAGCUUUCUGGGAUCUCAUCGCUUGCUAAUGCUGGACAUGUUGGACAUCAGCAAUCAGCUCUUGCACCACCUCAAGCACUUGCUGUUGGCACACCUGGCAUAUCAUCCUCAUCCAUUCCAGCAGAAAGUACCAGUCCAGAUGGAAAUCAGGCUAAUGUACCAAGUAUAGCUCCUGACAAAAAAAGUGCAUCAGAAUGGCCUCUAGAGCGCUUAAUUAAAGUGGUAAAGUCAUCAUCUCCGAAGGCUCUGAGCUCUGCCAUUAGUGAUAUUGGAUCUGUUGUUAGCAUGAUUGACAGAAUAGCUGGUUCAGCACCUGGCAAUGGUUCUAGGGCUGCUGUUGGUGAAGAUUUAGUUGCCAUGACCAAGUGCCGUCUGCAAGCUAGAAACUUCAUGUCACAGGAUGGAAAUGCUGCAGCAAAGAAAAUAAAACAUAACACAAGUGCCAUGCCCUUGAAUAAUAUGUCAUCAGCUGGCAGUGUAAAUGAUAGCGUCAAGCAAACUUAUGGUCUUGAUACAUCUGAGUUGGAGUCAACUGCAACAUCUCGUGUCAAGAGGCAGAAAAUUGAGGUAAACCAUGCUCUACUGGAAGAGAUUAGGGAGAUAAAUCAGCAGCUAAUUGUUACAAUAGUCAACAUAAGUGAAGAGGAUGCUGAUUCAGUUGCUGCUGCAUCAGAUGGAGAAGGAACAGUCAUCAAAUGUUCUUUCACUGCAGUGGCUCUCAGUCCAACUUUCAAGUCACAAUUCGCUUCAUCACAUAUGAGCCCAAUUUUGCCUCUGAGGUUGCUUGUCCCUGCAAACUAUCCAAAGUGUUCCCCUGUUCUCUUAGACAAUCUUCCAGAUGAAUCAAGUGGAGAGUCUGAUGAUCUGUCUGUCAAGGCAAAGUCAAGAUUCAGCAUAUCUCUCCGUGGCCUAUCACAGCCCAUGUCGCUAGGAGAAAUGGCGAGGAGGUGGGAUGCUUGUGCACGCAAAGUCAUUGCAGAAUAUGCCCAGCAGACUGGAGGAGGGAGCUUCAGCUCGAGAUACGGUGCUUGGGAAAACUGUGUUGCUUGACCAGGCCUCAACUGAUGCACAGAUUUUUCUUUUUUUUUCCAAGGUUCCUUUUGUAGGCUAUUAAAUUACUAGCUCGGUGUCUUGUAAUUAAUCAUUCCACAAUAUAUGCUGUUCUGGAGUUGAAGCUGCAGAUCCCUGGACCCUAAUUUAGGGUCCAAACUAAAAGCACAGUUGGUAUCUACAUUGUUGAUAUAAAUGUUAUGCCAACGGUAUGAAGCAUCAGAUAUCUAUGCAAUGGUUUGUAAUUAUAACAUCUCCACCAUUGGAUAUAAAGGCUCUAUGUAUGCAACCUUGAGCGGUUGCGUGGAAUAUGAACUUGUGAGCCUGUUGCAUAUGAUGUUCACAGUGGAAGAACUUUUGUUUCAAUUUUCUGUAUCGAUGCAAAAUGGGCCUGUUAAUGUU
Phoenix dactylifera (date palm) is the source of this 4755-nucleotide messenger RNA. RefSeq names its product mediator of RNA polymerase II transcription subunit 15a. Gene Ontology annotation, biological process: regulation of DNA-templated transcription. NCBI's taxonomy places the organism in Eukaryota, Viridiplantae, Streptophyta, Magnoliopsida, Arecales, Arecaceae. Gene Ontology annotation, molecular function: chromatin DNA binding; transcription coactivator activity. The record is from RefSeq and is a predicted model, not a curated record.